Messenger RNA from Aspergillus affinis, 2997 nucleotides. RefSeq lists its product as uncharacterized. The record is from RefSeq and is a predicted model, not a curated record. The coding region runs from base 1 to 2997 and encodes 998 amino acids. The transcript has a single exon. NCBI's taxonomy places the organism in Eukaryota, Fungi, Ascomycota, Eurotiomycetes, Eurotiales, Aspergillaceae.
AUGUCUAACUCCCGGUGUUCGGCCGAACCGUUGACAGAGUCGACGAACAAAGAGAUCGCACGUCGUCAGAUUCCACUGCCGGGAUGGCUGGAUCAUUUCAAUGCGCGCGACCUUAAGGUGCUCUUCCGCUGCUGGGUCGCCGCAUGGAUCGCGUCGCUGUUAAUUUUCAUCGGCCCUGCAUUGCAUAGGAUCAGAAUCGCCACCUUUUUCGCCGCUCUGGUGCUGUACAUCGUUCCCCCGGGCGGCAUCCUGUCCGUGUACUUGCUGGCCUCGCUAUCCCUCCUCUUCGGCAUGUGCCUCGCCUGGGCAUGGGGCCUCUUAACCAUGAAAGCUGCUCUUGCGGCGCGACCGGAUUCGCAAACACAGGCUCGUCUGCAAGCACUGCAGCAGCAGGUUGCCGCGGACGCUGAACAAUCCGGCCUGCCGGCAUCACUAUUGACCCAGAAGGCUGUGUACGACGGGUUCAUGCUGGAUGCGCGAGUGACCGUAGUCUUCUACGUCAUGAUAUGUCUCUUCGUGUACACCGUCUCACGACUCCGCGUCGCCAACCAGAAAUUUGCGCUGGCCCAGAUAUUCGGCAUCAUUAUUGCCGACCUAUUCCUACUGUUUGGGCCCGUCCUGCCAUCAUUCUCGGCGCUUCUACCCAGGGUCCUGGUUGAGCCAGGCGCCAUUGGCAUUGGUUUAGGUGUCGCAUGCAAUGUUGUCUUCUUCGCGCAGUCAGCAUCUAGCACCGUCCUUACAAAGGCGGAACAACUCGUGAGUAUGGUCGACAAGCCACUGCAAUGCACGCGGUCGCGUUUCUCGGGGAAAGCGGUCGACCUCGGCGAGCUCGAGGCAUCCAAGGCAAGGACUAUAGCACUCCUCAAAACCACAGAACCGGCUCUUGCCUUUCUUCCGCUAGAUGUCUCCUGGGGCCGAUGGAGUCCCGAGGAUGUUAAGUCUCUAUACCAGCCCUUGCGGCGGGCCAUGGUUGCGGGCCUCUCGCUGCUAGAUUUUCACAUAUCGCAUGUCCGAACCGACAAACAGCUAGAACAGGUGCCCCGAUCCCCAGUCGAAGGUCCUAACAUCGAUCCCGGGGAAAAGCCACCCCAGGUCGGUCGCCAUCAACUGCAAGAAAGCGCCGAUUUCCUGCAAGCACUGCGGAGUCCAGAGGAGGCAGAGAUGCGCGCACAUACUCGCAACGCCUUACAGGCCUCGACAGCCGAGUUGUUGCAUCUUUCCUCGGAGUCGCUCAUCUGGGUGGCAGAGAUGAUCCACACCGUGAACUCGGAACAUUGGGUUCGUCGGACGUCUUCAGAGCGAAUCACUCACCUGCUCACUCGGGGCCAGAGUCUUCGUAGUAGCCUUGAAUCUGCACGAGAAAAUUCCCGGACAAAAACCACAGCGCGCCUACUGGAAAGCCAUGCAGAGAUGUUUGACGCCACCGGUCAGCUCAAGAGUCGUGAUCAAAUGGGCCCUCACUCGCUUCGAGGUCUUGUUCUCGGGAUGGUCGUCGAAGAACGCAUCCUCGGUGCCGCAAAAGCCAUCGAGGAGUUGCUGACGCAAGCCACGCACCUGCUGCAAGAUCGGAGCAAGCUCCGACUCUGGCUGCCGUCACGCCUGCGAUAUGCUUUGUCUUGGCUGGUCAAUCGGCGUCACCCAGCCCCAGCACCCGAUCUACCGGCCGACGGAGGGAGCGAUCCGGACCUCGUGGCGGAGCAGACGAAGGAAGCACAUCGCCGACUGCGUGUUAACCGUGGCCAUGGACGACUAGUCCGACACAACUUUCUCACGCGGGCCAUCGUCACCAUCUAUCAGUGGCUGACCAAUUCCGGCGGGUUGUACGCCCUGCGCAUGGUGGUGGUGACUAUCGCGACUGCAAUCCCCGGGUCCCUUCCGCACACGGCGGGCUUCUAUUACCGCGAAAAGGGCAUCUGGUGUCUCAUCACGGCGCAGACCACGCUGCUGGUCUAUAUGGCCGACUUCACCGUCUGCCUGGUCGGCCGCACGGCGGGCACCGUCGUCGGCGGCGUCAUGGGCAUGGCAGCCUGGUAUAUCGGGUCGGGCAACGGGCCGGGCAACGCGUACCGAUUGGCUGCCAGCACAGCGGCCAUGACGCUGGUUCUCAUGUGGUGGCGUCUCUUCCUGCCGCCGGUGUUCACAAUGGGAGCCAUCAUGAGCGGCGCGACGUUCAUGCUCGUCCUCGGUUUCAGCUACGACGACACGCACAUGCCGCAAUACGGGCUUCCUGGGCACGGAUAUACAGCCUUCUACAAGCGACUUGUGACAGUGCUGCUGGGAUUCGUGGCAGCGUUUGUCGUCCAAAUCUUCCCUCGUCCGCCGUCAGCAACCCGACACACAUGCCAGACGCUGUCUAACACAGUACGCACCUUGUCAGAUCAUUACGCUCUUCUCCUGUCGCACUGGGGACGUGCACGCCCGGAGGGUAGCGGGGACGAAACCAGUCCUGUCGGCGUCGUCGCCGAGAAGAUCUCGUUGGACGUUGCCGAAACCCUUCUCUCGGCGCAGCAGAGCAUCGCCCUGCUCAGAUUUGAAAUGACACUGGGUCCAUUCGACUCACAGACCCUUUCCCAAGCGGCUCGCCUAUGUCAGGACAUUAACCAAGCCUUAGGGCGACUAUUGUUACUUUCAGACACCCUCCCUGGCCACCUUCAAAGUCGAUUGUCCCACACCGUCGGGAUCCUCGAUGACCGUCAUAUCGGUGACAUCAUGGGCGUCCUCAGUAUCAUUGAGCAGGCGUUGCGACUGGGGCUUGCUCUCCCAGAACGACUCCCCACGCCGUUGAUCAAACGCUGCUAUGAGUCAUGGCACGAAGAGCACCGAGAAGCGCAUUUAAGUACCAAGCUUGUCCAAGACGAGAACUAUCGCCGGUACUGUGUUGGGAUAAGCGCUUAUCUCAAGUUCUUGGCCGCUAUAGAUGAAAUGGUCCUGGUGUUGAAGGGAGCAUUGGGCGAGUCGCAUCUCGUUAGACAAUGGGAUGGAGAUGAACUGGUUUAG